Molecule: messenger RNA, 441 nt
Organism: Aegilops tauschii subsp. strangulata
Lineage: Eukaryota; Viridiplantae; Streptophyta; Magnoliopsida; Poales; Poaceae
Source: RefSeq, a predicted model, not a curated record
AUGAACCCUAGCUUCCACCUCCCCGCGCCGCCGGACACGUCCAGCCGGCCUCCGCAGCCAAUCCGCCGCCGCCAUGUGUCCCCGCGCCUCCUCCCACCUCUGCAGGCGCCGCCGGCCCGCGAGCCCGCGCCAGGCCCGCCGAACCCAUCCGCUGCCGCCCCGCUCCCGCGCGAGCCCGACCGCGCCGCCCGCCUGCGCGCCGCUCCGUCGCCAGCCAUCGCGCGCCGCCCGCGCCUCCCCGUCCGGCCUCGCCUCCCGACCGCAGCCCCCACGCCGCCGUGCUCCGCCCGCCGGCGUCCAGCCCUGCUGCCGUCCUCCCUCGCCGGCGCCGCCCGCUCGCCCCGCCUCCUCUUCGCGCCAUCCCGUGCCUCCCCCGCCAGUCGCCACCUCGCCGGAAGUUGCUGCCAUCGUCGGAGUUCGUCCUCCGGCCGGAUCCGGUGA